UAAUUUUUUUGAUAUCUAUGGGUAUUUUAUGUUGUUUUCCCUAUAAUUUUGGCAUAACAAAUGCCCAAAGUAGCACAGUUUUCUUUUGUUCCUUUUUCAUCCGAAGAGUAAAGUGGAUUUACCCAAUUUUUUCACCUCGACUCAGCUUAACUCUUGUCGCCAUCGACUAGGAAACAUGUUCCAUCUCCGGCAAUUCAUUUGCUCCAUCUUACUUGCUUUCGUACUCUACUCUUCUCUUCAGGCACAGGCAAAUUCCUCUAUCUCUUCAAGACCCACUUCCCGUUUCUCAAUCGCUCUCCAAACCCUUCAAAGUCGAAUCCAGUACACAUUUCAGGAUGUGGAGUUACUGCGACGUGCGAUGACGCACGCAUCAUACUCUGGAGAGAACAAUAGAGCUUUGAGCAUUUUGGGAGAGAAGGUAAUUGAGGGUUCAGUUUCUCUGCAAUUGCUCAGCAAGAACAUCGAUAUGUCACCCAAGGAUCUCAACCGGGCUAUUGUGGAUCUAUCUUCCAAUGUGGUAACAUCGUGUGUUGCUGACGGAGAGCGCCUAGAUUUGCAGAAGAUAAUCAGGGUAUCACGGAAGACCAAUUCGUCGGCUCCUGCAGUGGUUUGUGGUGCUUUCCGGGCAAUGUUUGGAGCAAUUGCGAUUGACAAGAGUAGCUUGGAUAGUGCUGGAAAGGUAUUCUUGAGCGUUCAUGGGAAAGGCAUGGAGAAAGCUGUGGCGAUGUAAGUAAAGUGAUGGUGAUGUAGAUGUUGAUGUUGGCUGAUAUAUUUCUAGUCAGAGGGAACUUUGUUUAUUAGAAUGUCUUAAUGAGUUGCACUCUGUGUUUAGCUUAGUAUGUGCUAUGUAACUAGUUGACUUGGUAAUAAUUAAACUUAUGCUGUGUAUCUAAAUUGUUUGUGUGCACUGCAAGUGGAGACCUUUUUUUAUAUAACGGAGA
Messenger RNA from Lycium ferocissimum, 941 nucleotides. Its product is annotated as protein NUCLEAR FUSION DEFECTIVE 2. Gene Ontology annotation, molecular function: double-stranded RNA binding; ribonuclease III activity. Gene Ontology annotation, cellular component: nucleus. The transcript has 3 exons. Gene Ontology annotation, biological process: rRNA processing; regulation of gene expression. Bases 176 to 730 code for a protein of 184 amino acids. NCBI's taxonomy places the organism in Eukaryota, Viridiplantae, Streptophyta, Magnoliopsida, Solanales, Solanaceae. The record is from RefSeq and is a predicted model, not a curated record.